CGUUCCAGUUAGUUCGUAGUAAGCGUCUGUACAGUCGCUAGAGUGAAAUGUAAUGUGUUUCUUCUAAGGGACAUGGAAUUCCAUAUAUUCGGACUUUAGCAAUGGAGGAAUGUCCAUAUAAACCAGGCGAUUAUGUUUGGGUGAAGAUUCGCAGCUGCCCAUGGUGGCCAGCUCAGGUUAUCCCAGAAGAGGAAUGUGUUGUUUAUCACAGUCCUGUCAGUGCAAAGAAAAAGAGAACUUUGGCUCAUGUGAAGUUUUUGAAUGAAAUAUCCUUUGAUGAUAUCACAGAUUUGAAGUCAAUACAGAGACUGGAUUGCCCAGAUGGAAAGCUGUUGACCAAUAAAGGAUUGUCUAAAAAAUCCUACUCAGAAGCCUUCAGGGCUGCUGUGGAGUUGGCUGAGAAAGAAUGUGGCAUUUCUUUACUUCCCAGAGAGCAAAACAGAAAGUGCACCAAUAAGAGGAAGGAUGCUGAUAGAGAUGAGAGCAAAAGAAGACAGAACAUUUCAAACAAAACACAGAAACGUUUUCCUGGUGCAACUCCAAGUAGAAAAAUAAAUGUAUUACCUAACUUUGAAUCUGACAGUUCUCCAGAUGUGUCGCCUGAAGUUAACACCGAACCAUCUUCUAAAAGUUUGAAAACAGGACAGACAAAAUUAACAAUUAAAAAAUCCAUUCAGAAAAGUGUGAAAUUAAAAUGCCUUGAUGAAUCUUCAAUAGAGAGAUGUGGGGGCAGCACAACUCCUUUGAGAGAGUCUUUGCCAUUUUACACCAGUGAUUAUAGCUCGUCUCCAACUUUUCCUUUGUCACCAAUGUCACAUCUGCUUGACAGCUGUUCCUUUGACUUACCCACACCGACACCAGCGGACCGCAGUGGGUCUGUCAGUAACAGACUCUCCUUUGAUCCUAAUUUACAGAAAGACAUGUGUGAUUCAUCAGACAGUGAUAUCGAACUUCCUGAUGGACUAUCCCCGAUCGUAGGAGGUCCACCUUUUUCCGAAAAGGAUAUUAUAUUGAUCAGAUGGAAAAGGUACCCAUUCUGGCCUGCUUAUGUAAAGAAAAUCUACUGGAAAAGACAACAGGUCUUGAGAAUUUCAGUGAUCUUUAUAAAGCCAAUGGAAAAUACACCUGUUGAAAAGAUAACAAUGCGAUACAAAAGAAAAACUGCUCUCCCUUUCAAUGAACAUGAGAAGAAAAAGAUCCUAGACAAUCUUCAGGAAGAGAACAGUAAACAGUUUUCCAUGGCAUGUGAGGUUGCAGAAGACUACCUGGAUAAAAGAGUAUUAGGACGCUGGAAGAAGGGUAUUCCUGGUCACCUAAAUAUGUGUGAAUCUGAUUCUGAAGAUGGAAAGAUCCCCGACUUUGAGGACUAUGGACCUGCUCUGUCUGACAGCAUGAGUGAAUGUUCCUCAGCAAGGGGAGAUCUACAGCCUCUAGAUGAUCUCACUAACCCUAAAGAACAGGAACGGUAUGAGAAAAUGAAAAGAAGGAAUGAGAAUCUGAUAGCAUAUAUAAAAUCAGAAGAAAUGAAAAAUUACCUAGAACAGAUAUACCACGGAAAGAAAAGGAGUGAACGACACACCAAGUAUCACAGCUCUAGAACAAAAGAGAAGGCUUCUAUCAGACAUGCUGGUUUUGGACCGAUUGCUGAUGAAGAACAGCAAGACGAUAUCAUCACCACCUUAAUUAAGUGGCACCAAGAAGUCCAAGGCCAGACGCCUGAUGAGUUACCUAACUAUGACUAUGUUAUGGAUGUAUGGAUACCGGAGGCUAUUAUUCAAGGGCUCAUUAAAGCCAAGGGAUACAUGCGUGGAAAAGCAACAGAGAAAUUUGCUAAAGGAGUCAUUCUUUCCAAAGGAGAAAAGGAGAGAGUUCAUCGGUCGCUGAUAGAAAGCGCCAAACAUAUCUCCAGGGAAGAUUGGAUCAACCAUGAAGAAAAAAGGAACAUUCAGUUGAAGGAAAUGGGAGUCAAUGUACCGAGCCGAAGACCAGCAAAAGUUGUCAAGCUACAGCAGUUUCACCCUUAAAAUAAUAAGGCUUUGUGGUUUGACAGUGUUUGUUCAUUCGGUGAAACAUUUGUUGAAAAACUAAAGGUUAAGUGUUUGGAGAAAUGGCAAGGUUGAUUUGCAUGAUUUAUUAUGAGGAAUCAUGAAUGUAAUGGUCGAUGAAGUGGCCAUCAACGAUAACACAAAUUGUAUGCUUUUUAAAUUGGCCUUUAUCUGUGGUCUGUGAUCUCUCCGUUAUAUGUGUGUCAUCCACUCAUUGAUCAUUCUCAAAUUUCAUAUAUACACCCCUCUCCCCCUCUCCCCCCUAGUCUCUUGUUGUCUUGUUGUGCAUAUUGCAUUUCAAGACUGAUCAGAAAAAAUGGGAAACAGACGUCCAUUUGAAUUAUGACAUUAAAUGUCUGAUUCAGAUCUCUUUUUAGACUUUCUUUUUUUUGAGGCUUAUAGACAAUAAGAUGGUGGCUAUUAUCAAUUUGACUGUUAAAAAUUGUUAAAAUUGGCAUUGCUAUUUUCAAAAAGUUCUUGAUGGACCACUGGAAUUUGAUAGUGAAAGUUUCUCUAUUUCUCAGAAAGUUCUACACUGACCUUUCUUAAAUUUUAUAUCAAGAGAAAAGAUGGGAAAAAGAGAGAAAAAGAUCAGUAUUACAUUGAUUCGAUAAAAGUAAUUCAAACUUUAAGAUGAAUACCAAGAUCCUUUUGAGGUCUCUUGUUUAAACGAAUGUGUCAAACUGCUGGGUUGAAGGGCUAUACAAUAUUACCAAAAUGAAUACAUUUUCCUCAUAUUGGAAGGAAAAGGUAUAUUGAUCUUAGCAGCAACAUCUGUAAAUGACAUAAAUCUGUUUUCAAAUUGCAUUGGUAGCAGAGUGAUACAAGCCCAUUUGGCCUCUUGUUAUUACUAAAGAAUGACAUUCGGUAUUGUGUAUUGUCUUUUAGUUCACAAAUAUCAAUUUGUACAUUUGCUAUUGUACCAAAUUUUAUUUGCACAGAUACAUGUGCAAUAAUUGUAGAUAAAAGUAUUGUACAUUAUACAAUUAUAAAUUGUAAAUACAUCUUAAUUGGGUUGUAUAUAAAUUAAAAAAAACACCUAUGUUUUAGUGUUUAACUGCAAGUAUUAGAGCUCAAAGUUCAUUGAUUAUAUUAAGUAUCUUUUGUCUCGCUGUAUAUCAGAGAAUUUUUACAGCAACAUUUAAUAAGGAUGAUUAAAUCUAAUAUAAGUCAGAUAGCUGUUUAUUUUUUGUUGUUCAACAUUCUUUUCAGCUCGCCCAUUCAAAGAAUAAGUAAGCUUUUAAAAUAAUCAACCUAGUGUCAGCAUUUACCAGGUGAACGUUUCAUUUCCACUUGGUAUUUAAAUGCUCUCUGACUGUUACAUAUAUUGAUAAAAAAUUGUUUAGUAUUAUGUAAACUUGGAUGCUGAUAUUGGAUAUGAGGGGAGUUUUGGGAUUUGUGAUUCAUUUAGCAUUGUGAAAUGUUGUUUUUCUUUCUUAGGAGGAGUUUUGAUGUGUUUUCAACAUGUUUUUAGCUUACCAGUUAUGUGUGACCAGUAAUUAUAAACUAAUGCUGUUGCCCCAGAGUGAGUGUGACCAGUAAGCUAAUGCUGUUGCCCCAGAGCGAGUGGUUUUUGAAAAGCUUAUACAGUAUUAAGUUCAUCAGUAUACACCCACAAUCUUCCAACAUACAUAAAUAGAUAUAUAGAUAUUUUGAUUUUUUUCAAAUUUUAUUAUGUUUUGGAAUUUUUGAAAAUUUUAAGUUUUUUAAAGGCUUUUAAGUCCAAAAGUAUAUACCCCACACUCCUCUCAUGUAUGUAAUCAAUAUAGGUCUAGGUGUGGUAAAAUGACAAUGGAGAUUUGGAAAUUUUGACUUUUAUAUUUUAUGGUUGGACAUCAAAUCUAAAGUUAGGAUUACUUUUGGACUUGAUUCAACUCCACAUAGAUAUCUGCUGUUUGCGACUUUAUAAAAUGCAUUGAUGUGGCAUAUAGCGCGAGUUUCCUCUGGCCCUGACCAGUCAUGGUGUCGGGGCCAGAGGAAACUUGGGCUAUGUGGCAUAGAGAUGUUUUGCAAUGGCUUCUGCCAGUGAGUUUCACGAUCAUUGAUUGCACUUGUUAUUUCAUUAGACUGCAGAUUCUGAUGAGUAUACAUCUUUGAUUAAUGGUUUAGUGUUCAAGAAAUAUGUCACCAAUAGGCAAGCUAUACUGUCUAAAUUAUUUCAUUAGACUGCAGAUUCUGAUGAGUAUACAUCUUUGAUUAAUGGUUUAGUGUUCAAGAAAUAUGUCACCAAUAGGCAAGCUAUACUGUCUAAAUCAACUCUGUUCUAUUUCAACCCCUACUCACUUCAUUUUAAUUUCAUAUAAAUGGAUCAAAAUGUGCAUAUUUUUUAGUCUUAAUUAGGAAAACUCAGGUUUUGUUUUAUUUGUUUUUUUAAAUCUUGAAAAUAUUGUAUUCAGCAAAAUACACGAACUUUGUACAUGCUGAGGUCAUAUCUGAUAGCAUGAUACUUUGGAUGAUUUUGGAAGGAUUAUUUUGUUGUUUUGAUGCCAAAUAUGUCAUAUUGGCAUUGAUGAAGUAAGCGUCGUGAUACAUUGAAUUAGAAACAAACAUGCAACGAUUUCACAAAAAUUAAAAUGUAUCCAACAUUGUCAACUUGAAUUAUACAGUCUAUUUGGAAACCAGGAAAUUACAAUUUUUAGCAGAAUGUCAAACAAUUCCAAUGCAUAAUUUCUCAUAAUCAUGAAUAUAUUUUGAUUAUCAUUGUUUUUUUUUUGUUUUUUUUUUUUUUGAAAUACUGAUAUAUUUUUAUUUUUUUUUAACAAAACAAAGUGCAUUAUCUUAUAUAUGAUUUUGAGUUAUAUGCAGCGAUACUAUCUCACAAAUAUGCAUGUAAUUUACCAGUUUUAAAAUGUCCUCAAAUAGAUUCUGUAGGAAGUAUAUAUAAAGGAAAGUUUUUUAAGGAGUAUGAAAUAUAGACUGAUUACUACUAUACUAAUUCAAGUUGACAAUGUUGAAAUUAUUUAAAAUUUUGUGAAUAUUUAGUAUAUAGUAAAUCUAUAAACUGUAAAAUGUUAUAAUUGAUUUUCAAAUCUGCAUUAGCCUGUGAAAAUUAUUUACCAUUUUGUAAGGGUAUCCCCUCAUUCAACCUGUUAUUAUGCAAGGCGGUCCUACCAUGAAUAUCGGUUAAUUCAUUAUAUAAUAACUUAUCAUUUAUGCAAUUACAUGUAUAGUUCUUUUUGAUGUAUCUGCAUAUGGUGAAAAAACUAAAAAAAUAAAUUGAAGUGGGGGUCUGCGCUAAUGUUAAAUCUCCAUAGGCGCUGGACCCUACCUUUGAUGAGAAACAUCAUUAGUGUAAGGGAAACAUCCUUAGGCGAAGAAGGAGCAGGUUUUGCAUAACUGGGGCGGAACCCAAUAGGGGAAAGAGAGUUUGCCCUAAAAAUCACUUAAGUCACAAAGUACUGAACGGAUUUGAACCAAACAUUAUUAGAAAUAUCAUAAAAGAACAGAAACAAAUUUUGCAUAAUUGGGGACACUGACCCCCCUUGGGCCAGAAGGGCGGUGUCCAAUAGGGGAAAUGGGGGCAAGUCCUUUAAAUCGCUAAUUGUUACAAAGCACUGAAUAGAAAAUGGACACAAAUUUGGUGAGAAACAUAAAGGGAAGGGAAAACAGAUUUGAAAGAAAUGGGAACUCCGACCCCCUGGCGCCAGAGGGGCGGGACCCACUAAGGGAAAUAAGAUGUCCUAUAAAUCACUUCUUGUCGCAAAGUACUGAACGGAUUUGAACUAAACAUAGCCAGAAACAUCAUAAGGGAAGGUAAACAGAUUUUGCAUUAAUGGUGAAGUUUUAAGGUGCAGGUUCCUAUAACUUGUUUAAAACUACAAAGAAAAAAUGAAGGUAGGUCAUGCAAUGGUGGGGGAUGGACGCGAAGAUCUCGUUGAUUCGGUAUAACGUGUUUUAAUUUUAGAUUAUUUUUGUGAUAAAAUAAUAAAAAAAAAUUGAAGAAAAGUUGCUAAUACACGUAGAGUACAAGAGUUUCUUUAUUUUAAUAUAUACUGCACAUAUUUUACAAUGGUAACAUUCUAUAGGAUAUUUCUACCCUCCAGCUUUAUCGGGUAUGUUAUAGUUCAGAUUGUUUCAUCAAAAUGGAUACGAGAUUGUUUUGCGAAUUAUGAUUAUUCGUAUUUAGCUACUAGCUUAGCUUGUUAUUUAUUUCUGAGGAAUCAUGGAAAUGUUGGGACAUAUCUUUCUUACUCGAUACGUUGUCUUGUAUUUCAUAUAUUUUGAUGGAAGAAUUGUCACGUAUAGAUAUUCAGUGAAGAUCAUGAGCGAGUUACAGUAUUUUAUCGUUACAUUUUUUUUUGUUCAUGACAACUUGUACAGGUAAUUUUGUAAAGAAAAUAUUGGCGAAUUUGUAGACAAUUACCAUAAGAAAGUUAUAUUCACAUACUGAUAUUAAAUAAAAAAAAAAACAGCAUCAGA
Molecule: messenger RNA, 6464 nt
Organism: Pecten maximus
Lineage: Eukaryota; Metazoa; Mollusca; Bivalvia; Pectinida; Pectinidae
Product: PWWP domain-containing DNA repair factor 3B-like
Exons: 15
Coding region: 102-2024 (640 amino acids)
Source: RefSeq, a predicted model, not a curated record